This is a messenger RNA of Fragaria vesca subsp. vesca, 676 nucleotides long. RefSeq lists its product as uncharacterized. The record is from RefSeq and is a predicted model, not a curated record. NCBI's taxonomy places the organism in Eukaryota, Viridiplantae, Streptophyta, Magnoliopsida, Rosales, Rosaceae. The transcript is spliced from 2 exons. The coding region runs from base 31 to 543 and encodes 170 amino acids.
GACUCGAUUCUUUGAAAGAGACUGCGAACCAUGAACGCUAUCUCUCCUAACGAUUUCAUGGAAGCUCUAGAAAACCACAGCGGAAGCGACUCCGACACCAACAUCGACGACGACGAUGCCGCCGAGUACUACCAGCCAGUCUCCGCCGUCGAUUCCGACGACGAGGAUCAGCAUCUCGCAAACGACGCUGUUGUUUCUCACUCGCAGCUCCUCCCCAACGGUUUGAUUCUGAACCAGGCGCAGAUGGGAGUGUCGUCGAUCAGAUUAAACGACGGCGUUGAGGGUGAGAAUGGCGGUAGCAGCAGCAGCCAAGUGGAGGAGGAAGAUGAGAUUGGAGAGGGUGCUGAUUCGGCGAUCAGGAGCGCGAUCAGAGAAGACGAGAGUCGCCGGAACGCGCCCUUGACGCCGGAGAAUGCGACGAGGGUUAUGGAGGCGAUGAGGGGGAUUUCGUUUGCUGGAGUGGCUCCGGAUUGGGCGGAUCGGAUCCCUGAAGAGAACUGGAUGGAUCGCCUUCGCCGGCUCCGGCAGUCACCCCAGAGUUAAGGCAUUAUUCUUGUUUUCUUGAAUUGAAUUGGAUUAGAAUUGAAUGUAAUGUAAGAUUGUUCGUUUUGAUUACUGAGAGUAAUAUCAUUACAAGAACCAGAUUUUCAGCUUAGUACACUAUUCUACACUGAAU